Molecule: messenger RNA, 4634 nt
Organism: Mya arenaria
Lineage: Eukaryota; Metazoa; Mollusca; Bivalvia; Myida; Myidae
Product: octopamine receptor-like
Exons: 1
Coding region: 1427-2386 (319 amino acids)
Biological process (GO): G protein-coupled receptor signaling pathway
Cellular component (GO): membrane
Molecular function (GO): G protein-coupled receptor activity
Source: RefSeq, a predicted model, not a curated record
AUGGACAUCAUAUUGGUCAGCAUGGACAGUUGUGCAUAUGGACUUUGUCUGAAAUUUCGCUUGGUCUAAUAAUGGUUGUGCUCCUUGACUUAGUAGAAUAUGAACUGAAAAAUAUCAUGUUGCAUGCAGCUCAAGAAAUAUUGCUUGUCACUCAUCACAGUAUACAAACGAUUAUAAUGCAUAACAUUUUUUUGUUUGUUGUUUCCAGUUUUAUGCCCCCCUCCCCCCCCCCCCCCCAAAAAAAAAAAAUAAAAAAUAAAAAUAAUAGGGUAGGUGGGUCGCAAAAUCUUUUUUUUAUAUUUUUUUUUAUUACGGAUAUUGUUUCUUGAGAUUUUUCUGUUACCAAAACUAUGAAUUAUAUGUUUAAGAACUUCUAUCCAAUCAGUAUAAGCAUCGCUGGUAUUGUUAAAAGCCAAAAACUCUUUAACUUCUGAAAGAAUAUAAUCAAAUAAAUGAUAAUACAUAACUCAAGGCAAUUAACGGGUUUAGGCUCAGGGCAAUAAAAAGGUUAAGGGUCGUGGCCAAAGAAAGGGAAGAUGAAAACGGAAACAAACAUUCUUAUUUUACGUACAUGCUCCUGUUGUUAAUUCCGUAUUCUGGCAGUUAACUAUUCCUGUGUCCGGGUGGCAUCAGGGGGUAUUACUAACUUCUGUGAAAGCUCUAGAUUUUAAUGUAGCAAAUGACUUAGCAGUAGCUUGCAGUUCAUUGAGGUAGUGUUUAUUGACUAGUCCAUCACGUUUUCAAAACACUUGUAAAAGUGUGCAAAAUAUCAAAAGGAGAGACCAUUUGUUCAUUAGAUACUCCAUUAAGUUUGAUUACACACAUCUCAAACCCUGGCAAAUAGAUGAAAUAAUGCUAAUGUAAUGAUUGCUGUCCACUUAAAGCAUGUGUGUUCUUUGCAAUUCCUAAUAGUUUCCAGAAAGACCAUUUGUUAACUUGACAGUAAUGAGUAUGACCCAUGCUGUUGAAAUAAUCUGUGAUUAAAAGAGUUAAAACAGAUGCAAUAACAGUUUUCGUUAUUAAACAUAAUUAAUAUUAGGAUUACCAGGGAGUUAUGCAUUAUGUUAUACAAGUGAUAAAGCAAAACUUAAUCGCUAUGUCUUGGAGUGUUUGAUUCUCAACGUGUAUGCCAUUGUAUGAAUUGUGUUGUAACUUUACAUUGUGAUUUAGUAUUGUUAUUACUUCGAAAAUGCAUACUUAAUCAAUAUGUAUGGCUUUGACUUCGAUUCUCAAGUGUAUGCCGUUCCUUGGAUUGUAUUAUAACUUUACAUUGUGGUUUUGUAAUGUUAUGAAUUCACAAGGCAUACUAAAUCAAUAUGUCUGGCAGAGGCUUCGAUUCUCAAGUGUAUGCCGUUCUAUGGAUUGUAUUAUAACUUUACAUUGUGGUUUUGUAAUGUUAUGACUUCACAAGGCAUACUAAAUUAAUAUGUCUGGCAGAGGCUUCGAUUCUCAAGUGUAUGCUGUUGUAUGGAUUGUAUUGUAUAUCGUGAUCAUGAUACCAACAAUCUUUGGAAACAUUUUGAUACUGACAAGUGUGCGAAGAUUUCGUGCACUGCGUUCUAAUAUGCACAUACUUAUUGCCAAUCUCGCUGUGUCGGACCUAAUCGUAGGUGCUGUGCUCGUGCCAUUAACGUUAGUGGGUUAUUUUACUGGUUUGAAAGAAAGGAACAAGUACUAUUGCCUUACGGACAUUGGCGUUUUUGUCAUCAGUUUGGGUUCAUCUUGUUAUAAUCUACUAUUGAUAUCUGUAGAGCGAUUUAUUGCCAUCAUGUUCCCAUUAAAAUCGAAGGUUAUUCUAACUAGGAAGAGACUGAUAGCGCUAAUUGUUUUUGGCUGGAUUGAUGUUACCAUUGUUGCGACUUUGCCACUUUUUGGAAUUACCAACUACAGUGAUGGAAGUCACUGUAGACUUAGAAAAACCUGGCCAAGGCUAUACCGCUCCAUGACAGACAGCCAAAUGCUUAUAAUAUUAGCACUGAACUGCAUCUGUUACACUGGUGUAGCUUGUGUCGCAUUGAAAAAAUCAAGGGUUUCAAUGCCAGCUACAGCUAAUAUGAAUACCAAUGUCAGAAAGGAUUUCAGCCAUGUUUUAACCAUGGUUAUUGUGCUUGGAUUAUUUAUCUUAUGUUGGCUUCCAUAUGUUCUAAUUGGCGGUAUUUUACUUUUUAAAAGCACGCCAAGAUUGGAGUUUGCGCAAAAUUGUUCCGUUGCCCUUGGUCUCUUAAAUUCUGCCAUGAACUGGAUGAUAUAUGGGUACAGAAAUAAAGAAUUCCACAGAGGUUUCAGAAGGAUUUUGAAGCUAAAGAAAAUACCUGUACCGCAAGGCCGAUCCCUUCGUUCGUACGAGGUUUCUGUGGUGAAUCGAAAUGGAAUGGGCAGAAUCUGAACUAGGGAAUUUAAUAAGAAUGCUAGUACUAUUUUAUUUAUUUUUUGAAUCAUUUGUGUUGUUUUCCAUAUCUCAUCCUUUUGUUUGUGAUUCGCUUAUCAAAAUAAACUAGGGGCGCCAAACGUGAUUCACAUGAAAGGUCUCAAUAAAUUAUUAUUAUAUGUAUAUACCAUGUUUGGAAGCAAUAUGUCAAUCUUAACUAAAGUUAUUCAGUACCAACCUUUUAUAGUAACAGUUAAAUUGACCUAGACACUAGAGGCCCCAAAUGAAAUUACCAUGCUAGGUCUCUAUAAACUCUGCCUAUAUAUCAAGUUUGGUCUAAAUAUAUCAACCCUAACUAAAGUUAUUCAGUACUGACCGCUUUCUCUUUUUAGUAGCAGUGACCUUGACCCUAGGGACCCAAACGCAAUCCCAUGAAAGGUCUCCAUUAACUAUUCCUUUCAAACCAAGUUUGGUCGCAAUUUGUUACCCACAGCUAUAGUUAUUCAGCUUCAAUCUUUUUUUUUCUAUUUUAAAUUUUUAGUUAACAGUGACUUUGGUCCUAGGAGCUUAGUUGCGGGGUUUUUUGCACAUAUACAUGUAUAUUGAUGUAAUCUUAUAUUAUUAUUAAAUGCAUAAUAGAAUAUUUUUUGUAAUCGAUUGUUCAAAGAUCAAAUAGUAUUAUCCAAGUUUGGAGUGUACUCAUUGGUGGCUUUAUUUAACCAUUGAGCCUCAUUCAGCGAAAAAUUGGUCUUGUUGAAACACCAAAUUAAGUCACUAAAAUAAUGUCAAAAUAUUGUCAAUUUCAGUCACCUUUUUGCAUUCAUAUUAUUGUUCUUUAAGUUUUAAUUCACCUCUUCAACCGCGGUCAUAUUUUAACUGGUGGAAUUACCUGAUUUGCUGAAGUGCCUAGUAGGCACUAAGUAUUGUGGGGUAUAAUAAUAAUAAUAAUAAUAAUAAUAAUAAUAAUAAUAAUAAUAAUAAUAAUUGUGUAAUAAGCAUAACCUUAGUUGAUUUUAAAUAUUCAAUAGAUUUAGUGUUGAAAAUAAAUAAUAACAUGUGUAACCUUACCCAAAUGCUUUUAAUUCUCCUAUCUAAUAAUUUGACAAGUAUUUGUCUUUCAUUUUCUGUAAACAUGUCAAAAAGUAUCAUUCUGUCCAUAAUGCACAAAGUUCAAUGUUGUUAUUAAUUGGUUUACCAAUGGGUUUGCUUUAAGCGUUUUGAAAAUGUGAGCUGGCUAGUAUAGAGACAUUCAGGCCAUCACUAAGAACGUAAUUCAUUAUAUUUGCUUUAUUUUUUAAAACAAAUCAGCAGACAAGCUGUCCCUGGAUUAUUCUGAUUCAAUGGUUAAGUAAAGAAAAAAUAAACAUUAAUUCUAUUACCGGUACAUUGUAUUAUCUUGGAUAAAAUAGUGAUGACUGCUUUGAAUUCUUAAGGUGUAUUCAGAGUAUCAGGUAUACUUGUAAAGUUGUAAUCAUUUUGUAUACAAUUAUGUACAUGUAUUAAUAACCUAAAACACUGAAAACUGGUAAAAGACCUUUUAUAAAUUGUCGAUUAAGAUUCAUAUAUCGUUAUCCUGACACAAGAAUAUACUUGAUUGUAAGCUAUGUUAUUGCUGGAUUUAGUUGAUAUUCCUAAAGCUUGUUGAACUGCAGUUUUUUUGGCUAGUGUACACAUAAAUGCAAUUUGAGUGGUCAAGAGUAAUAACUGGAUAAAUAUUGAUCAAUAAAAAAACAUUUUGGACAAUAGACAAGUUUAUAAAACCAAAGAACUUAACCAAUUUUAUAUAAUUGCUUGCUGAUCAUUAUUGUUAUCCAUUAGAGGUUGUGAAAAAUGGUUGUUAUAUAUUCCUGAAAAUGCUACUGUUUUUCUUGGAACAAAUUAUUAUUGGUUAGCAGUCAAGCCGGCAAGGCAACGCAGUAUGUGUGAAUUCCGUAAAAAACUGUUAUUCAACUGCAAAGCACUAUGCGUGAACUCCGUAAUAACUUUCAUUCAACUGCAACGCUUUAUGCGUGAACUCCUUAGUAACUGUUAUUCAACUGCAACUCAGUAUGCGUGAACUCCGUAAUAACUGUUAUUCAACUGCAACGCAUUAUGCGUGAACUCCUAAGUAACUGUUAUUCAACUGCAACUCAUUAUGCGUGAACUCCUUAGUAACUGUUAUUCAACUGCAACGCAUUAUGCGUGAACUCCGUAAUAACUGUUUGUCAACUGCAACUCACUAUGCGUGAAGUCCAUAAUAACUUUUAUUCUUGAUUUACUUGUGCUA